CGGACCGAACAGUAAUUCGUGUCGCAAUUACGUGCGAUCGCGCAAAAUCAGUCGUUAUCGCAAAUACCCCGGAGGCAGCGUAUUUAUUAAACAAAUUGAUUUCUUCGGACCGCUUGGGCCGGACCUUGACACGCUUAUCGUCGAUGAUAGUUUUGAUAAAUGGACACCCUCGCCUAUUGCACGACCUGCUCAAUGCUGCUUGCAACUAAAAUUUCCUGCCACUUUCUACGUACGCUUCGGUUCGCGGAGGUCAAUGUCGAAAACGAGCGAAACAUUUUUGCCAACGGGCGAAUUCAUACUACACAGCAGAAUGAACUCGGACCGUGUGCCAAAAAGGUCAAGGCUUUCAUUGAUAAUUGACCAUAUGGAGACCAAUAUUCAGUUCCGCCUUCCAUUUCUAUUUCUGUCCAGUAUGAUUUAUCCAUCGCACGGACACCUGACCUUAGCUAACAACCAGGAAGAACCUCGGGGGAGUCGGGUCUCGCGGGGCGAAGACGGGAGGAAAACCGAGGAUCGGGGAGCAAUCGAGGCGAACGAAAAUGGCGGGGAUUGGCUGCUCGUAAGAUCGAUGUGCGGCGAGACGCGCUCGCGCGCGCGCCAGACCGCUCCAGCACUCGUCACGGGGUACAGCGUCGACGUUGACCAGAAGCACAGAAAGGACAAGGGAAAGGGUGAAUCGUCCUGAAUACGUAGGGGAUAGACUGUCCGAGGAACGGGUUCUCUCCCCUCUUCGUGGAUCCUCGCCCGAUUCGCUCAUCCCCGGUAACUCGGCCAGUGGAAUACUCGGCCGUUUCUGAACCGCGUCGAACAGUCUCGCUGAGGAGAGUCAACGGGUUGGACAGCAGAAGUGGAGUGUGUGCCACCGCGUAUGCGCCAUAUGUACAUAAUUACUACGUCCAAUCGGGGAUUGAAAGCGGUGCAAAGCUUUGUCGUAGCGCCGAAGCUCCAGGGUCCGCUUCGUCCCGCUGUUGGUUCCAUCGCGUGCGUGCGAGGAAGCGCGCGCGCGCGCACAACCGCGCGGCGGUGGUUCAGUUGGAUAUUGACUUUCGCAUGCACGGGGCGCGUUGCCUAGAGUCUCUUCAGCCACUGCGAUUCCUAGACGAGAGCAUCGA
Messenger RNA from Ceratina calcarata, 1112 nucleotides. RefSeq lists its product as uncharacterized. The transcript is spliced from 2 exons. Lineage: Eukaryota; Metazoa; Arthropoda; Insecta; Hymenoptera; Apidae. The record is from RefSeq and is a predicted model, not a curated record. The coding region runs from base 254 to 685 and encodes 143 amino acids.